AAAUGGAGUCUUUGUCCAUUAGCUCAAACUCUUUAGAAGGUGGAGUUCCAAAAUCAUUUGGAAGAGCAUGUUCUUUGGUCUUAUUGGAUCUUUCUUAUAAUAGUUUAAGUGAAGAGCUACCAAUAAUAUUUGAUCACUUGUCUGGGUGUUCUAGAUACUCAUUACAAGAAUUAUACUUGGAAGGAAAUAGAAUCAAUGGUACGUUUCUUGACCUUUCAAUAUUCUCAUCUUUAAAAACAUUGAUUCUUUCUAACAAUCGAUUAAGUGGGAAGAUACUCGAAGGUAGCAAAUUGCCAUCUCAAAUGGAGUCUUUGUCCAUUAGCUCAAACUCUUUACAAGGUGGAGUUCCAAAAUCAUUUGGCAAUGCAUGUGCUUUGUACUCAUUGGACAUGUCUAACAAUAGCUUGGGUGAAGAAUUUCCAAAGAUAAUCCAUCACCUGUCUGGAUGUGCUAGAUAUUCAUUGGAAUAUUUAUUUCUAGGCAUGAAUCAAAUCAAUGGGACACUACCUGACCUCUCAAUAUUCUCAUCUUUAAAAAGAUUAUAUCUUUAUGGAAACAAGUUAAAUGGAGACAUUCCUAAAGAUAUUCGAUUUCCACCUCAGCUAAAGAGUCUAAAUAUGCAUUUAAAUUCCUUAAAAGGUGUGCUCACUGAAUACCAUUUCACUAAUUUGUCUAAGUUAAAAGAGUUGGUGUUGUCAGAGAACUCAUUAUUGGCCUUGACAUUCACACAAAAUUGGGUUCCACCAUUUCAAUUGAGGUACAUAAGAUUGCAAUCUUGCAUGCUAGGUCCAACAUUUCCCAUAUGGUUGAAAACGCAAAAUGAUUUCAAUGAUCUUGAUAUUUCAAAUGCUUCAAUUUCAGAUAUGGUUCCAAAGUGGUUUUGGGCUAAAGUAGCAUUGCUGGAAGGGCUUUCAAUGAAUAUUUCAUAUAACAAUCUCUCUGGUAUAAUUCCAAAUUUUCAACUAAAGAAUAAUUCUUCUUCCCUAAUUCUUGGAUCAAAUCUAUUUGAAGGCCCUAUACCACCAUUUCUACGAUAUUCUAUGUUUCUUGAUUUGUCCAAAAAUAAAUUCUCAAACUCUUUUUCAUUUUUAUGUGCUAGUGGUACAGUUGAAAUUUUAUACCAAUUAGACCUUUCAAAUAAUCAGUUAUCCGGACAAAUCCCAGAUUGUUGGAACCAUUUCAAAUCAUUAUCUUAUUUAGAUCUAAGUCACAAUAAUUUUUCAGGAAUGAUUCCUACUUCCAUGGGAUCACUCUUUGAUCUUCAAGCAUUACUAUUGAGAAACAACAACUUAACAAAUGAGAUCCCUUUGUCUUUGAGAAAUUGCACAAAGCUAGUAAUGCUUGAUAUGGCAAAAAACAAGUUAUCAGGCCAUAUCCCUGCGUGGAUUGGGAGAAAAUUACAAGAGUUGCAAAUUUUGAGUUUGGGAAUAAAUCAUUUUUAUGGAAGUUUACCAUUAGAGAUUUGUUAUCUAAGAAGCAUUCAACUGUUGGAUCUCUCACUAAACAACUUAUCCGGGAAAAUUCCUACAUGCAUAAAAAAUUUUACUUCAAUGGCUCAAAAUACAUAUUCAAGUUCUUAUGCCUAUCACUGGUAUUAUGUCAAGACGAGUCAUGAAUCAUUUAGCAGGGCAUAUGAUUUGGAUGCAUUCUUGAUGUGGAAAGGUUCAGAACAAAUGUUCAAAAAUAAUGAGUUAUCACUUUUAAAAAGCAUUGAUCUCUCAAGUAAUCACUUUUCAAAAGAAAUUCCAGUUGAAAUAGAGAAUUUAUUUGGAUUGAUUUCAUUGAAUUUAUCAAAUAACCAUUUGAUCGGAAAAAUUCCUUCAAAUAUUGGAAAGCUAAAAUCUCUUGAAUUUCUUGAUCUGUCAAGAAACCAACUUGUUGGUUCAAUUCCUUGGAGUCUUGUUCAAAUUGAUCGACUCUCUGCUUUAAAUUUGUCACAUAACCAUUUAUGUGGAAAAAUUCCAACUGGCACACAAUUACAAAGUUUCAAUGCCUCAAGUUACGAAGAUAAUCUUGAUCUUUGUGGACCACCACUUGAGAAAUUGUGUAUUGAUGAGGAGCUAAAACAAGGACCAGUUGUGAAACUUCAUGAGGAUGGUUUGUUUUUUACUCGUGAGUUUUACAUGAGUAUGACAAUUGGAUUUGUUACAAGUUUUUGGGGAGUUUUUGGCUCGAUCUUGAUAAAACGUUCUUGGAGACAUGCUUAUUUCAAGUUCUUAAGCAAUGUAAGAGACAAAAUUUAUGUCAUGGCAGCGGUGAAAGUUUUCAAGUGGCGGCAUAGAAUAUAGCUGAGAACCUUGAUCCGAAGAGGAAUUGUGACGAGGUUGUUGCUACUUUGAUUACACCCUUGAUGUGGAGUCCUUUUUUCAGGUAAAGGGGAAGUGAGUUUGUCUCGAUCAUGUGCAUAAUGAGGUUUAUGGGUAAAGAGGUUGGCCUUAUAUCCUAUAGGUUUUUCUUUAAUCCUAAUUAUAUGUUUAAUUUUUUAGAUCGGUUGUUUUAGGGGUAAUUAGGGAUCACAAAUGUGUAUUAUAAAAAUUGUUGAUGACAUUGAGAAUUACAUGGAUAACCUUGUAUGUUUUUUAUGUUCGAAUUUGGUUCACAGUUAUUGUUGACUAACUAGAAUGAUGUAUGGGUAUUUGGAUAGUUGUUUCUCGAAAGAUUAGGAUUCUUGAAUGGAAAUGAGUUAAUGUUAAAUUGAUAAUGUUACUAGGCAUAUCAUUGUAUAUAAUUAAGUUAGAAAAGCAAGAUAAUUAGUAGUCAAGUAAGGGAUUACAAUGAAGCUAUUUAAAAUAUGAAAAUCUAGAAACAUCAAAAUUAAUGUUUUAGUAAAAUUAAAUUUUCUAUAACAAUGCUAAGUGAGAAGACUACUCACAAAGCAAGAAACCUCUAGAUAGUGAGGGGGAAACUCUCUAUCUUGUUGAUUCUAAGCACGAAACUUCUAGUGUCUCACUAAAGUUUUGGUGCUAAGUGAGUAUAUUGACUCGUUAAGUAGCAUAGCCACUAAUUUUUCAUGCUAAGUGUGGAAGUCAAAAAAAGCAAUAAUUUUUCUUUGUGCUCUCAAUGGUAAGCGACAAUGUUGUGUCACUAUGUGUUGCUAAGUGACAAUGUGGUAUCGUUAGGCAUUGAUGUAGUGGUGUUAAGUGAUAGAACACUAGCAAGGAAACCUUAUUUGAUUUUACUUGGGCUCUUAGUGAGGGACUACAUUGUUAAGAGAGAAGUCCCUAUUUUUAUUGGUAUGUUUAUGAUGCUUUUGUAAUGACAUGUUAACGUGAAAUCUUGUGUAUUAUAAAUGACAUGAUUAAUGUGAACUUGUUAUAUUUGAGAAUGAUUACAAUGAAUUUAAGGGACAUUCUAUCCUAUGAGAAUGACAUGAUGACCUAUCAUAAAAAGGUAGGUACCUUCAUAUGAAAGUUAAAACUUUGUGAGACCAUGCAUCAUUUCAUGAGCAAAGAUUUGAUUUUAAGAAAUAUCUUAGAGAAUUAGUUUGGUGGAGGUCAUGAAGGAUUAUUAACCCUAAAAUUUGAGGGAGAUUGAGGAAAGUCCACUAUGUUAAUCUCAUGCUGAUCGGAGCAUACCAUCGUAGUUGGGUAACAUUGACUAGUCACACAAAGUAUUUUACUAAUUAAGGUUAUAGUAAAUGGUUGGAAUAUUCCAAUAUGUGAUGUUGCAUUUACUCGUAGUACAUUUUUGCUAUGUUUCAGAAAUGGUGUCACAUGCAUAUAAGCUAGAUGACUAAAGGAUAUCUCAUUUAUUGAACCAUAUGCAUAUCGAUUAACUUAACUUAUGAGAUGAUUUAUAUGUUUAUAAAUGGGUAUCAGUUCAUAAUGUUUGUAAUACUUUGAUCACGAUGUAAAAUAUAUCUUACUUUUUUGUGUUUGUCUUUGUUUGGUGGUUAAUCGCCAUUUGUAGGUGAGAGUCAGCUUGAGGAUGAUGAUAUAGAGGAGGUUGAUGUCUAUACUUUGACUAUGACAUCAGAGCAAAACUUAUGGGUUUCUUUAUGUCUUAUGUUUUCUUUAAAGAUGUUUAAGUUUAAACACGUAGUUUGACUUUCAGUUUUUGUUUCAAUGUUUGGAGUGCCAAAUAAUUUGAUUUAACUUUUAUGA
Cajanus cajan (pigeon pea) is the source of this 4103-nucleotide messenger RNA. RefSeq names its product receptor-like protein EIX2. The record is from RefSeq and is a predicted model, not a curated record. Lineage: Eukaryota; Viridiplantae; Streptophyta; Magnoliopsida; Fabales; Fabaceae. Gene Ontology annotation, molecular function: protein binding.